CGCACAUUCAGUGCCGGCCUCGCGCACCGUGAUGAUCAAUCGCGUGCGUGACAGCUAUUGUCCUCGCGCUUUAAACGCAACACCUGCACAACAGAGUUAAAAGCCACUGCGACAGAGGAAAUCAUGACAGAAAAAGGGAUAAUCGGCAACGAUGAUGAAUAUGUGGGUGAGAUCAAAGGGGGUCUACGGCCGUCUAUGAGGUUGAUAGUGAUGGGUAUUGUUCACAAGCGGCCCAAAAGCAUGGUAGUGUUAGUGUCAUGCCAGUCUAAGAUUGAGGAGGAUGAGGAAAUCGCGGGUGAUGUGGGUUUGGAGCUGAAGGUGAACUUUGCCGAAAAGGCUGUACAUCGUAAUGCUCGUCUGUCAGGGCAGUGGGGUGCUACAGAGACCGCCCUGUCUUUCUUCCCCUUUGCUCCAGGAGAGGCUUUUAAGAUGGAGAUUGUGUGCGAGCACCAGCAGUUCCGUAUUCUAGUGGAUGGGCAGCCCUUGUGUGGUUUUGCUCACAGAUUUACUCAGCUAGCAUCUCUCACUGCUCUUAGAGUCUAUGGAGAUCUACAGCUUACCAAAGUGGCUUGAGCAGGACUGGAUGUGUCUGCUAUGAUGACAUUAUUUAUAGAACCAACUCACAGUUGAUGUUUUAGAAACAUCAGCAUACUGUACACAGUUGUCUUAAAAGUUCCAAAACCCUACAUUGGUUUUAAAUUGAUAAAGAAUUCAUUUGAAGUUUGAUCUGGGUUUAAUUUGGUAGUAAAAACAAACCUGUUCAAUAGAUGAAUUGGAAACUAAUGUGAAACCAGCUCUACAUUUCAAAAACAUUUCAAAGCCAGACAGCAUAAAAGUCACAUGUAACAUCCAAUCCAAAUGAAUUCUCUCUUCUAAUACGCCCUUUUCACAUGACGUCACGCAUCUUCCGUUCUGCCGCAAAGUAGUGUAUCAUUACUUCCGCUAGCACUCCAGUUCAUAAGGUGGCGGUAAUGCACCUAUAAGCUGAUUUGCCAACCGCCAGUAAAACUCAAGAAGAAGAAGUUACUUCCGCUAGCGCCUCAGAAUGGAGUUUACCAAGUGGCUUGCACAUCUGCCACAAAUACGUCUAGAUGAUGUACAACGUCUUGCAGACAAAUUUUCGCUAACGACAAGAUCAAAGCUAGAGAAAGGAUACAAAUUCUUCGUUGAACAGUACCUGUUUGAUUAUGAAGGUAAGUGUUUUGUUUUCUUUUUGUGUAAGCAAAGGUGCUAGGAUAAGUACUUGAAUACGUGUUCUGUCCGUUUUUUUUCUCACUGUUGUUAAAUUCCAGUGCCACGGCAAAAUGGAAGCUCUUCUUCUUCUUCUUGUUUGUUGCAAGACGGAUGUUAUGAUACACUGCUUUGCAAAAAGGCGGAAGUUAAGUGACGUCAUUGUGAAAAGGGCGUAUUGACAUGUCCUGCAUACCUUUUCAUAAACACUAAUGUAGAGAUUUUAAUCAUUUUUAGCUUAAUCCCAACAAGGAGAUCUUAAAUUUUAAUAUUGAAUCUUUUUUAAAAAGUAACUAAUGUACCACCUUACUGUUUUUGUUUGCUGUAGAUGUGGUUAGUGGCUCUUUGAUACAGCAGCAAAAGUGCCUUUAUUUGUUCUUUUAGAUGCACUUAUACAAAGCAGAAAUUUAGGUGUUUGUAGUUGCAAUUGAUGUAACUUUAUUUUUUGCACCAUGGCAUUUAUAACUGACACCCGAAUGUUCACUAUAAAAUCCAAUGUCCUGCAAUUAUAUUGAUUUGAAGAAAACUGACUUAAAGUCCUUUUGAAGCCUUGAGCUCACGGUGCUGUCACUUUACUGUCAAAUGCUGCAACUUAAUCAUGUAUUAAAUGAGUGUAUCAUGUUCAUAGCAAGUUUUACUUUUACAUUUACUUGUACAUCUUUUACACUAAUAAUGGCAAUAUGUAAACAGUAAACGUUCUUAAAGAACCUUUCCGAUUUGAGUUAUACAUUUUAAUGUGUGUGUUGUGUGUGAGAGAGUGUGUUUGGGCAUGUACAGUAUUGGAA
Messenger RNA from Triplophysa rosa, 2015 nucleotides. Its product is annotated as Galectin-related protein A-like. The transcript is spliced from 4 exons. Gene Ontology annotation, molecular function: carbohydrate binding. The record is from RefSeq and is a predicted model, not a curated record. Bases 124 to 573 code for a protein of 149 amino acids. NCBI's taxonomy places the organism in Eukaryota, Metazoa, Chordata, Actinopteri, Cypriniformes, Nemacheilidae.